AUGACUCCCCCGAAGAUGCUGCUCCUGGUCAUGCUCCUCCUGGGGGCUUCUCUGCAGGUCACGCACGCAGCGCGAGGGACCAAUGUGGGCUGGGAGUGCUGCCUCAAGUACUUCAAAGGAGCCGUUCCUCUCAAAAGGCUGAAAACGUGGUACAAGACCCCAGGGGAGUGUCCCAAGGAAGCCAUCGUGCUUGUAACUGUCCACGACAAGUCCAUCUGUUCAGACCCCAAGGACACGAAGGUGAAGAAGGCAGUCAGAUAUUUAGAAAGCAUGCGGGACCCUGGGCUCCAAAAAUCCUGA
Messenger RNA from Odobenus rosmarus divergens (Pacific walrus), 300 nucleotides. RefSeq names its product chemokine (C-C motif) ligand 17 (gene CCL17). Gene Ontology annotation, biological process: inflammatory response; cellular response to interleukin-1; cellular response to type II interferon. Bases 1 to 300 code for a protein of 99 amino acids. The transcript is spliced from 3 exons. The record is from RefSeq and is a predicted model, not a curated record. Gene Ontology annotation, cellular component: extracellular region. Gene Ontology annotation, molecular function: CCR chemokine receptor binding; chemokine activity. Lineage: Eukaryota; Metazoa; Chordata; Mammalia; Carnivora; Odobenidae.